Messenger RNA from Quercus robur (English oak), 1178 nucleotides. RefSeq names its product glutathione S-transferase U17-like. The record is from RefSeq and is a predicted model, not a curated record. Lineage: Eukaryota; Viridiplantae; Streptophyta; Magnoliopsida; Fagales; Fagaceae. Gene Ontology annotation, biological process: glutathione metabolic process. Gene Ontology annotation, molecular function: glutathione transferase activity. The coding region runs from base 225 to 920 and encodes 231 amino acids. The transcript is spliced from 2 exons. Gene Ontology annotation, cellular component: cytoplasm.
AAAAAAAAAAAAGUUCCAUACUCAUCCACUACCUGCGAGACCAAAUUCCACUCUCGCACCUAAUUCCAAAGCUUAUUUACUUCACGUACCAAACCAAAUUAGUUGACACCCUUUGUUUGAGCACUUAUUUCAUUCACCGUUUCUAUUUAUUUCCCACACACAGACACAGAGAACCAGAUCAACUUGCAAAACUUGGUGAUUGGAAAAUUUGAGAGUGAGUACUCAUGGCAAAGAAUGAUGUCAAGGUUCUGGGUGGAUGGCCUAGCCCAUAUGUGAUGAGGCCUAGGAUUGCACUUAAUAUCAAAUCUGUGAACUAUGAGUUUCUUGAAGAGACAUUUGGGUCAAAGAGUGAGCUUCUCCUCCAGUCCAACCCAGUUCAUAAGAAAAUACCAGUUCUGAUUCAUGGUGACAAGCCCAUCUGUGAGUCCAUGAUCAUUGUUGAAUACAUUGACGAGGUUUGGACAUCUGGUCCCUCUAUCCUCCCUUCUGAUCCUUAUGAUCGUGCUAUUCAACGAUUUUGGGCUGCCUAUGUUGAUGAGAAGUGGUUCGCUGCCAUGAAAGGCCUUAGGAGUGCGCAAGGAGAGGAGAGGAAGCCUUUUCUGGAUCAAGUUACUGAAGGACUUGCACUGUUGGAGGAAGCAUUUGGGAAAUGUAGCAAAGGGAAGGCUUUCUUUGGUGGAGAUCGAAUUGGGCUCCUUGAUAUUGCUUUUGGGUCCUUCUUGGGCUGGCUGAAGGUGACAGAGAAGGUAAAUGGUGUGAAGCUGCUUGAUGAAGCAAAGACUCCUGGGUUGGUCAAGUGGGCUGAGAGGUUUUGUGCUGAUGCUGCUGUUAAGAGUGUCAUGCCUGAGACAGAGAAGCUUUUAGAGUUUUCUAAGGUUCUUGCGGCCAAAAUGAAAGGGGCUCCUCCCCCUAAGAAUUAAGUUUUUGUGAACAACUUUAGUGUUGAUCAUGGAAGUACCUUAAUUAUGGCCACUGUUUUGUUGUUUUAGCUGAAAUGGCCUUUUGGUUUAUGGGGUACCUGAAAAGAAAUGUUGUGAGAAAUAAUUUGACAUGCUAAAGGAUGAUGCAGUGUGAACUAAGCUGUAGUUUUUAUAAUUUCCUUUUGGACUUUUGCGUGUCACAUUAAAAGCAUGGUUCCAGAUCAAUAGCUGCUGAUGCAUUAGCUGUUUUGAAAACUA